Molecule: messenger RNA, 1332 nt
Organism: Piliocolobus tephrosceles (Ugandan red Colobus)
Lineage: Eukaryota; Metazoa; Chordata; Mammalia; Primates; Cercopithecidae
Product: malate dehydrogenase, mitochondrial
Exons: 1
Coding region: 121-1137 (338 amino acids)
Biological process (GO): carboxylic acid metabolic process; tricarboxylic acid cycle
Cellular component (GO): mitochondrion; cytoplasm
Molecular function (GO): L-malate dehydrogenase (NAD+) activity
Source: RefSeq, a predicted model, not a curated record
UCACUCUCGCGAGGUCCCACGGAGCAGAGCCGGGAGUGCUGCGGAGUGUGGAAGUCGUUGGAGUCACUUGCCUGUCAGCAGCUCCUGUGUCAGCCCGUCGGCGCCCCUCCCGCUCCAGCCAUGCUUUCCGCCCUCGCCCGGCCUGCCAGCGCUGCUCUCCGCCGCAGCUUCAGCACCUCGGCCCAGAACAAUGCUAAAGUAGCCGUGCUAGGGGCCUCUGGAGGCAUCGGGCAGCCGCUUUCACUUCUCCUGAAGAACAGCCCCUUGGUGAGCCGCCUGACCCUCUACGAUAUGGCGCACACACCCGGAGUGGCCGCAGAUCUGAGCCACAUGAAGACCAAAGCCGUUGUGAAAGGCUACCUCGGACCUGAACAGCUGCCUGACUGCCUAAAAGGUUGUGAUGUGGUAGUUAUUCCGGCCGGAGUCCCCAGAAAACCAGGCAUGACCCGGGACGACCUGUUUAACACCAAUGCCACGAUUGUGGCCACUCUGGCCGCUGCCUGUGCCCAGCACUGCCCAGAAGCCAUGAUCUGCAUCAUUGCCAAACCGGUUAACUCCACCAUCCCCAUCACAGCAGAAGUUUUCAAGAAGCACGGAGUGUACAACCCCAGCAAGAUCUUCGGCGUGACGACCCUGGACAUCGUCAAAGCCAACACCUUUGUUGCAGAGCUGAAGGGUUUGGAUCCAGCUCGAGUCAACGUCCCUGUCAUUGGUGGCCAUGCCGGGAAGACCAUCAUCCCCCUGAUCUCUCAGUGCACCCCCAAGGUGGACUUUCACCAGGACCAGCUGACGGCGCUCACUGGGCGGAUCCAGGAGGCCGGCACGGAGGUGGUCAAGGCUAAAGCCGGAGCAGGCUCUGCCACCCUCUCCAUGGCGUAUGCCGGCGCCCGCUUCGUCUUCUCCCUUGUGGAUGCAAUGAAUGGAAAGGAAGGUGUUGUGGAAUGUUCCUUCGUUAAGUCACAGGAAACGGAAUGUACCUACUUCUCCACGCCACUGCUGCUUGGGAAAAAGGGCAUCGAGAAGAACCUGGGCAUUGGCCAAGUCUCCUCUUUUGAGGAGAAGAUGAUCUCGGAAGCCAUUCCUGAGCUGAAGGCCUCCAUCAAGAAGGGGGAAGAUUUCGUGAAGACCCUGAAGUGAGCCCCCGUGACGGGCGGCCAGUUUCCUUAAUUUAUAAAGGCAUCAUGUCACUGCAAAGCUGUUGCAGAUAACCUUUGUAUUUUAAUUUGCUUUGGUGAUGAUUACUGUAUUAACAUCAUCAUGCCUUCCAAAUUGUGGGUGACUCGAUGGACACAUCAAUAAAAGCCGUCCUUGAUUUAAAAAAAAAAAAAAAAG